AGAAAGAAAUUAUUAUGUUACUUGACUUUCAUCGGCGGGAUUAUUUGCUUCUGUUCAUUAGACUACUUUCUGUUUGUUAUUUGUUAAUGUGUAACUGCUUUCAAUUUUAUUGUAUAAACUAUAUACGGUUUAAAAUCCAUUUGGUUGACGGAGGAUUGUAGUUGGUGCGACAGAUCAUGAUAGGAAAGUAUCCCCUGCAAUUUGUAAAUUUGAAUUGGCUUAAGUUAUAUAUAUAAAUUAUCUUUCUCAAAACAUUGUCAAAGGACAUUUUAUCUGUCUGAGUUUGAUUGUUUUUUUCUGCAAAUAUAGUUUAUUUGUUCGCGAGCAAUCAUGUCUGGAAAUUUUAAUGUCUUUGUUUGGAAGGAACCAGACUUGAGCCUGAAAGAAAAAGUUCUCACAUUUAUCAAAAGUCAAGAGCCUUUGGAUAGAAAAGUUAUUAUUUUGCACGGUGAUGUGGCUGAUGAUAUUGAAGAUAGCAUUCCUUUAAUAUUCUACAUCUAUAUCAAGUGUCUGCAAUUCAAAAUUAUAGAGAAUGAAAAACUAAUGUAUUUGAAUCCUAAAGAUUUGUGUCAAGCUGCAGAGUUAUGUUUGGAAAGAUUAAAGAUUCAAGAGAAUGAAGACAAAGGCGAAAGUUUAGUUCAUUGUCAUGAAUCAUACAGGAGAGAAUUACUUGAAACAAAUGAGGCUUCAUCACCAGCUGCUCAGUCCUUAAAAGGAUUUAUCACUGAAAACAAUUGUAUUGAUAUUUGGAAAAUGCUGAGCAGCUUUCAAAAGUACAAAAGUAUCAACAACCAAUUCAGUCAACAUAUAUCAGAGGUUAAGUUUCUUAUUUUGGGAGCAAUUGAUUCAUUUAUUUUUAAAGAAAUCAUCAGCUUUCUAAAUUGUGAGACUAUCCUCUCUAUUGUAAUUGAAACACCUUUGAAUAUCAGUGUGCAUGAAAGCCCUUCUGCACAAUCAUCUUCUACAAUCACCACAGAAUUAAUGAACGUGAAUGAGUAUUGCUCUAAUGUUGAGAAACCCAUGCAUUUGAAAUCUGCCACUCAAGAAUACUGUAAAGAGAUUAUAACGGCCUUUCUCAGCCUCCUGAUUAAUAGCCGGAAUGAACUAGCUUUGUCUAAAGUCAUGAUUUCUCCAUUCAUUAAUUUAAGUCACGAAGCUUUCACUCAUUUAAAGCAUCUCGCUAUUCAAAAAGAAAUGCCCAUGUGUCAGACUGCCAUAUCAUACGUGACAAAAGUCCGACUUGGCGGUAAAGGAUAUGCUCCUCCCAAAGAUUGUCCAAUGAUGCCACACAUAAAAUGUUUGGAGUUAUUUGUUGAUACCCUCAAUCAUUUGCAAACUAUCAUGGAAGAAGAUGUCUCACCAAAGUCUUCAAUCAAGAGGCUCAUCAAUACAUUGAAGAACAAACUAUUGAAAUGCGACGAUAGUAAAUUUAAACAAAGUGCUAUUGAAAAGACCACUAAUCAGUUACAUUUAUUAACCGAUCGAGUUUUAGAGUUUGCAAAGUCUCAACAAUGCUUGAGUCAUUCUCCCCAAAUUUGUCAAGAAACAUUAGACAUCCUGCAUUACCUUAUCAACUACGUCAAUUGCAAGUUUUCAACUUUUAACCCUAAAAAGAUAUUGUUAGAGAGACAUUGCAAGCAAACUCCAAUAAACCGUCCUCCUCUCUUGGGUUACUUCCGAUCACCAGAGGAUGAAACCACUUGUGAGGAAAAUUCAGUUACUAUUAAUGAGGAUAGUAUUGUUUCUAAUAGUUCCUCUCUUGGAUAUCCUCAACCUUUUAUGUCGUACUUUCAUAAUUCCGACAAUAGCUGUUCUACUGCAUCUGUUGCACCUGCUUGCACAACACCUACCAAAACGAAUUUUAAAGAUUGCAUCAAAAAGAAAGAGUCUAUUAAAGAAGUCUUUGAAGAUGAAAGCCAUCCUGCUGUUAAUGGCAAACGAUCUAUUUUAAGUGAUAUAGCAAACAUAAAUGUUGCACCUGUUAAGAAGAUAAAAACUGCUGCCGAGACGACGAAACUCAUCAAAGUGAAAGUGAACAGCAAAAAAGUCUCGAGAAAAGUUGUGAAAAAAACUAGCCUUUCUAAACAAUUUAAAUUAAUUGCAGAUCAGGGGAAAAUAACCAGCUAUUUUUCCGUCGUAUAAUUUGUUUGAUGUGUUUUAAAUGGUUGUAUAUCUGGGAAGGCUUUACGUAACAUUUGAACAAAAAGUUUAUACCACCAGAUAAAAGAAACUUUGAUAUAGUCAGCCUGAAAAAAAUCAGAAAUUCUCUUUCUGAGUUUUUGAGGUCUCCCUAAAUAUUCAAUUGUGUCACAUAAAUAGUUAAUUUAAUGCUAUUUUUUUUAAAUCAUUUUUUUUAAUAAAGUUAUUAUAUUGCAUUUAUGUUAUUUCAUUACUUAUUAUAAAUGUUUGUAGCAGUAUGUGUGUGGUGAAUUAUUAAAAAUAUGUAUGUGAUUUUCUUUAAUUUUUGGUCAGCAAGAACAUUUUUAUUGUAUAUAACAAUAAACGAAGCUUUGUAUAAAAGAAGUAUAUAACAAUAAGAGAAGUUUUGAUAUAGUCAGCCUGAAAAAAAUCAGAAAUUCUCUUUCUGAGUUUUUGUGGUCUCCCAAAAUAUUCAGUUGUGUCACAUAAAUAAUUAAUUUAAUGCUAUUUUUUUAAAUCAUUUUUUUUUCAUAAAAUAAUUAUAUUAUUUUGCAUCUAUGUUAUUUCAUUACUUAUUAUAAAUGUUUGUAACUGUAUGUGUGUGGUGAAUUAUUAAAUAUAUGUAUGUGAUUUUCUUUAUUUUUUGUUCAGCAAGAACAUUUUUAUUGUAUAUAACAAUCACUAAAACAUAGUAGCUAAGUUCUGAUUCUUGAUUAAAGAAUUCCCUCAUUUUCUGAA
This is a messenger RNA of Parasteatoda tepidariorum (common house spider), 2877 nucleotides long. RefSeq lists its product as uncharacterized. The record is from RefSeq and is a predicted model, not a curated record. Gene Ontology annotation, biological process: negative regulation of double-strand break repair via homologous recombination. Gene Ontology annotation, cellular component: chromatin. Lineage: Eukaryota; Metazoa; Arthropoda; Arachnida; Araneae; Theridiidae.